AUGACAAUCGGGCCGCCUCAACAUGGCGGCUCGGCCAUCGCCGCAGGCCAAGGAUGGCAUGCUGAAGUCGUGCGUCGUGCACUUGGUGUUGUCAGCUUGCUGCUGGUGCGCCCUGAUCACGUGAGCACGCUUGGCAACACGUGCAGGCACCCAUCAACAACUGUUGGCAUGGCGCGGCGUGCGCAGCGUCUGCGGGCUAUCGCGGUGCAACCGGUGCGCGAUUUAUUCGUCGAUGCCCGCCGACGGGCACGCAGAGACGACUGCACGCUGGCGCAAUGCUGGCUCCACCCGAUGACGGCUGGAGGGCGAUGCACAAUGAUGACGUGCACAACAGUGAAUUGGCAUGAGAGCACUAGGGAGAAGGGUCAGAUCGGGGUGGGCAACUCGGCCCAGAUUGCGGGACCACCCUUCUGGACCCAUCGCGGAGCAUGGACUAGAGAAGCUUGGACUGACAAUGCAGUUUCAGAUACUAAUGACGUGAUUGGAUAUGAAUUCAACCAGUUUUUAUCUCAAACAAAGUUCAGCACCAGAAAACAAUGCCGUGAUUCGCCGCAGCCACAAAAGGCGUCGACUGUCGAGAAUUCAACAAUGGACGUGGAGAGAUCGUCACUGUGCAAUUGCGUGGUUAAUUUUCUGCUCGAAGAGAAUUACCUGCUGUCGGCGUUCGAGCUUCUCCAUGAGCUCCUCGACGACGGCCGCGACGACCAGGCGAUUCGCCUCAAGCAGUUCUUCUCCGAUCCGGCUCAGUUUCCCCCCGAUCAGAUCUCACGCUUUAACUCUCUUCGAGUGGCAGACCCCCAAAGUCUAUUCGAAGAAAAAGAAUCGCUGGAAGAAAAGUUGGCUGUCCGUGAAUAUGAGCUUCGUCUUGCACAAGAGGAUAUUCAUAACAUCAAGGCUGAAUUACUGAAGAAAACUGAGACCAACUUGGAUGAAUCAAAUGGAAGAAGUGCUAAUAGUACUAAAGAUAACAGACAAAUUGUCGAACAAGUAAAGAGGGACGAGUCUUUCUUAGAUUUCGGUCCUCUGAAGGACAAUGAGCGAUUGGAUUUAAACUGCGCAGUGAAGGAAUAUUUACUAUUAGCUGGAUACCGUUUAACUGCAAUGACAUUUUAUGAAGAGGUCACUGACCAGAACUUGGAUGUAUGGCAAAACUCAUCUGCAUGUGUACCUGAUGCGCUGCGGCAUUACUAUUAUGAGUAUCUUUCUUCAACCGCAGAGGGUGCAGAGGAGAAAAUAGCAUUGCAGAAAGAGAAUGACAGGCUGAAGUCCUUAGUACGAAACAAAGAGAUGUCAGAUGCACAAGUCAUGGUAUUGACCAAAUCGUUGGAAUCGCUACAGAAAGAUAUCAAGGACAAAGAAAAUUUAGUCCAUGGUUUGAAGAAGACUUUGGAAAGCCAAAGAAUGGAACUAAAUGAUUGUAGAGCUGAAAUAACUGCACUAAAAAUGCAUAUCGAAGGAUAUCAAUCUGGUAAAUAUGUUUUAGCCACAGGCUCUGAACUCAUCCAACCAGUACCACAGGGCCAGGAUGAGAAUAAUGAAAUUUUUGAGAGUGAAGUAGAAAUGUUGAAAGCCAAAACACCUUUGAGUAUGGACCCUGUUGACGCAAUGGUAAGAGAGGAAGGGAAUGAUGGGGAAUUAGACAAAGCUGAAGAUCCACAAGUAAAUAUUAAUGAAUCUUCUAGAGUUGGUUCAUUGGCUGAUUUAAUGAUUGUGGAUACUGAGAUGAUGGAGAAACAGCAUUCUGAUGACAGCAAUGCCAGAUCUGAGAAAAUGUCAAAAGAAUUACCUACUACUUCAGGUGAAAGUGGAUUUCAUGGAGACGGGGAAAAUAUUUGCAAGGAAAAUGGAACACUUUCUUCAAACACUGAUAGUUUACUUGCCAAGCCGGACAACCUUGAUGCUGAUUCAACUGCUGACAAAACGGGUUUGGGAACUAUUGAGAUACUUUCAAAUGCUUUGCCUAAAAUUGUACCUUACGUUCUAAUCAACCAUCGAGAGGAGCUGCUUCCUCUGAUUAUGUGUGCAAUUGAGCGCCAUCCAGACUGUGCCACUCGUGAUUCCCUGACCCAUACGUUAUUUAACUUAAUAAAGCGUCCCGAUGAGCAGCAGAGACAAAUCAUAAUGGAUGCUUGUGUUACUCUUGCAAAUAAUGUUGGAGAGUUGAGAACAGAAACAGAAUUGCUUCCCCAGUGUUGGGAACAAAUUAAUCACAUGUAUGAGGAACGUAGGCUUCUUGUUGCUCAGUCAUGCGGUGAGCUUGCAGAAUUUGUGCGGCCAGAGAUACGCGAUUCCCUUAUCUUGUCCAUUGUGCAACAGCUUAUUGAGGACUCUGCUACAGUCGUGAGGGAGUCUGCUGCUCAUAAUCUGGCUUUGUUGCUGGCACUCUUCCCAAACACGGACAAAUAUUUCAAGGUUGAGGAUAUGAUGUUUCAAUUGGUUUGUGAUCCCUCGGGAGUUGUUGUCGAGACUACUAUCAAGGAUUUAGUGCCUGCUCUAAUAAAUUGGGGAGAUAAGUUAGAUCAUAUGUUACAAGUUCUUCUCUCUCAUAUCUUGGAGUGUGCUCAGCGUUGCCCACCUAUUUCUGGGGUUGAAGGUUCCAUUGAGUCACAUCUUCACGCGUUAGGCGAAAGAGAACGUUGGAAUGUUGAUGUAUUAUUGCGGCUGCUUGCCGAGCUUCUUUCAUGUGUCCACAGGAAAGCUGUUGAGACUUGUCCAAUUUCCUCAGUUUCAGAUUCAUCAACACUAUCAUUCACUCCAUCAUUGCUUAAUAUUUAUGCGGAGGGGCAAGUGGAGUGGCCUGCCUUUGAGUGGCUGCACAUGGAGUGCUUUCCCACUUUGAUUCAGUUGUCCUCUUUAUUGCCUCAGAAGGAGGAUAAUAUAAGAAACCGUAUAUCUAAGUUUCUGCUGGCAGUGGCUGAACGUUUUGGGGAACCUUACUUGACACACAUCAUGUUGCCGGUGUUUUUAGUAGCUGUUGGAGAUGAUGCUGAUUUAAAAUACUUCCCAUUCAAAGCCCAGAUUGAGGCCUCAAUCUACAAUAGCUCAGAGGAUUGCUACAAUGUGUGUCCUACCACUUCUCCUGGCAGGCAUACUUGGUCACCCAAGCAAGCUACCUUUGAAGAAAACCAUGGUAUAGUAUUUAACAUUCUAUGGGAAAUGAUUGCAAGUACUGCUGUAAAUUUGAAAGUCAAUGCUGCCAAACUUCUGAAAGUCAUUGUACCAUAUAUUGAUGCAAAGGUUGCCUCAUCCCAUGUCUUACCAGCUCUAGUGACUCUUGGUUCAGACCAAAACCUAAACGUAAAAUAUGCAAGCAUUGAUGCUUUUGGUGCUGUAGCACAACACUUUAAGAAUGACAUGAUUGUUGACAAAAUACGAAUUCAGAUGGAUACUUUUCUUGAAGAUGGAUCACAUGAAGCUACUGUUGCUGUGAUUCGUGCAUUGUUGGUAGCUGUGCCUCAUAUGACGGAUAAGCUGCGAGAUUAUAUCCUUAUGACUUUCUGUUGUGGUUUACAUGAUAUAGGACGUCGGAGAGAAAGAGCUAAUGCAUUUUGUGAAUCAAUUCGUGCUCUUGAUGCAACAGACCUUCCAGUUUCCAGCAUCAAAGACUACCUCCUUCCCGCAAUCCAGAACCUAAUGAAGGACACAGAUGCCCUCGACCCAGCCCACAAGGAGGCCCUCGAAAUCAUACUCAAGGAGAGAUCAGGUGGGACUUUCGAGACCAUCAGCAAGGUCAUGGGGGCCCACCUUGGGCUCGCCUCUUCUGUCAGCAGCUUCUUGACCGACAGCGGCCUGCUCGGGAAGAAGGAAAUCGCCGGAGAAAUGGAGGCAGAGGCCAGUGAAGCCCCGAAACCGAUUCCACCGCCUCUGCCUGAGGACACGAGAUUCCGGAGGAUUAUGAGGGGCGGAUUCACGGAUAUGCUUCGGGGGAGGAACAAGAGCAAUGAGGAAGUUCAUCCCAAUGAGUAGUCACAAGCUAGCUGUGAAAUGGAUAUAUGAAGUGAACUGCUGCUUUUUGGCAUUCUAUUCUUUCUUUUGUUUUAAGAAAUAAAAUAAAAUAUGAAUAUGUAUUCAAUGCAUGUUUAUAUUCGGCAUGAGAUGUUUAAGAUCUAAGGUUUGUUGACAUUG
Messenger RNA from Striga asiatica, 4125 nucleotides. NCBI's taxonomy places the organism in Eukaryota, Viridiplantae, Streptophyta, Magnoliopsida, Lamiales, Orobanchaceae. The record is from the annotation of a GenBank genome assembly.